Molecule: messenger RNA, 1929 nt
Organism: Dothidotthia symphoricarpi CBS 119687
Lineage: Eukaryota; Fungi; Ascomycota; Dothideomycetes; Pleosporales; Dothidotthiaceae
Exons: 2
Coding region: 1-1929 (642 amino acids)
Source: RefSeq, a predicted model, not a curated record
AUGCAGACUAUACCUAUGUCACCAAGACGAUCGCCGGCGGACCUUGGAAACGCUGUGGUCCAAUGGACAAGAUGUACGAGAAGAGGGAGGAUGCUGGUUUUGAUGGCUUUGUUCAUCGUGGUAAUGCUCGGGACUAUGAGGCAUCACGAGCUCAUGCAUCAUCAGGCGUUAUCCUCAAAAUACCACACUCUAUCGUCAAGUUACGGGUGGCGACAGCAUCUUCCCAGUGUACACACGCCAUUCCAACCCUCGAACACGACGCUACAGCUCGAGAAUGGCGAAAUCGACCGUGUACCUACAGCGCUCAAGAAGACCACUCCCAACUUCCACCUUUUGAUAAUGCCAUCCGAGAAGGACUCCAAUGAUUUCUGCAAGACAACGUUAUCUGCAAUGCUGCUAAACUAUCCUCCGCCGAGUGCGAUCAACAUGCACAAGACGUUCGAGAAUGACUUUCAAAGGGAUAAUGCCACUUUAUUCCACAUCCAGAACUACCUCGACAACGACAAGCUAGUACACGAUGAGGACCUAGUGCUUAUUGUAGAUGGCCAGAACUCUUGGUUCCAACUCCCUAGCAUCGUGAUGAUCAAGCAGUACGAGAGUGUGCUGGAAGAUGCGAAUGCCCGGCUGCGGAAGAAGUACAGCACGAAUAGAUUCAACCAAACAAUCGUCUUCGGCGCAAUGAAGAGGUGUGAAGGGGGGGAUAUGGCCUGCCAAUAUGCGCCCCCUAAUCCUGUUGCCUUCGACCUGUAUGGAAAAGAUACAGACGGUAGGGUCAGGGAUAUGCCAGCGAAGUACUUGAGCUCGCAGACAAUUAUGGGACCAGCGAAAGACUUGAGGGUAAUGUAUAGGGCUGCUGUGGCAAAGUUCCUCGGGGAGGACGGCCAGGACCAGACGAUUCAGUCCGUGUUUGCAACUUUGUUCGGAGAGCAACAACUUGGAAGAGACGCAGCAGAAAAGGAGAAAGGCACGAAACUACGGAAGUUCUUGGGUGUAGAGGCGAAGUGGACAGGCGAGCAAAGACCAGAGACCACAAAUGUCACUCAGCAGCACGAGUACUCGAUGGGCCUCGACUACACGCACACGCUUUUCCAGCCAGUCAUCUACCGCGCUCAGAACGAGCUCGUCGCCUUGACGCACGACAACACGACGGAUCUCUCACAGUACCGUCAUCCGAACACUCUGACGCCGCAUCUUUCCUUACCCCCUGCGCUCAGCCAAGCACAGGCACCCUUCUGGCGGUCUGAUCCUCACCUGCACAACCCUUCACCAAACGACAAGCCCGCCUACAUCGACAAACUGGACUACAAUCUCAACAUCGACACUCUACCCGACCGCCACACGCCGUGGGCCAACGUCCCCCUCCUCCAGAACACAUACACUGGCGCCAUCCCCGCUGUCGUCCUCAACAGCCCUACCAUUACUCACAAGGACACAUCCACCAUAAACCCAAGCUGGAACACGAUGUGGUACUCACACUACAAACGCGCGCUCCUUCGAAACUACUUCCGCACGCCGCAGUCAGCCAACGGGUACCACAACUCGCUUGUAGGCGGCGACCGGGCCUGGGACACGCGCGGCGGGCGUGGUGGCGUGUGGACUGCCGAAGAGCAGACGUGGUUUCCGUGGGGUGAGAUCGACGGCGUGUGUGGCUCCGUGUCGCAGCUGCAAGAGGUUUUCCAGGAUAAUAAGGGUGUGUGGUUGCAUGAGCAGGAGGUUGGGAACGAGCAGGCGAGGCAUAUUCAGCAGCAGGAGUGGAAUAGACAGGUUGAGCAGAAACGGAGGAAGGAUGAUAUUCUGGAUAGGGAGAGGAAGGGAAAGAGUUUGGUAGAUGAUGUUGAGAGGCAGAGGAUGGAGGAUAUAGAGCGUGAUGCUCAGAUGGCUAGCGUGAAUGAAAUGGUGGGGAAGAUGGGGAGGAGAUGGAUCGCUUGA